CGAACGCAGUUCAAUGUCAAUUCAUCGUGAUGGUGAACACAAUGGCCUCUCGCUCGAUUCCGUGACGGUGAUUCGAUGAACGAAGAAUUUUUAUAGAAUUGCCGUUUUCCUCUCGCGCGUUUAAAGAAAUUCUCUGUCAGCGAACUACGCUGUUCGGUUGUGAUCCCUUGGGUAGCAUCGUAAUCCUUGAUUGGGCUCGAGGUCGCGUCGACAUCGGGGGCUUAAGCUGCGCGCUCGUUCCAGUCUCGUCACUGCUAGCGAUUGCGUUGCGAAGUACAAUGGCCGAUAUGGAAGGGAAGAGGCUGACCGAGCUCCGGGUGAUAGACCUCAAGACGGAGCUAGAACGUCGCGGCCUGGACAAAACCGGCAACAAGGCAGCGCUUCUCGAGCGACUCUCCAAGGCAAUACUGGAUGAAGGAGAGAAUCCGGAGGAAUAUCUUAUUAUACCAUCCGGUGGACAGUCUAAAGUCAUUCCAAGAAAGAAUAGUGGAACUUUGAGUCAAGAAGAUUCUACUGAGUGCUCUGAUAAUCAGAAGGAAGAAAAUGUCGAUGGACAGGAUAAUAUAAAUAAAUAUAAGAUAGAGAUAAAGACAGAAGAACUUGAUGAGAAAGAAAUUACUAUCAAGAAAGAAGUAAAAGAAGAAACAGAGUGCCCUGAAGUUAAGGAUUUUGUUAUUAAGGUGGAAAGAUUGGACGACAAAAUGCAAGGAGUUAAGACAGUGGAUGAAAAUGCACAAAACAACGAUAAGAGUGAGGCAGAGAAAACUGUAACAAAUCAAAUCUCAGAUGCACCAUCUACUACUGUUGAAGCUAAUGGAAUUGACAAUGAGGAUUCUAUUAACUUAACUAUUGGGGAAGAUGAAGAGAAUCUUUUAGCGGAAGAGACAGAGUCUCAUGACAGGCACAAAGAUGGUGGAGAGAAGAAGAAAGUGGAAGAAAACAAGAAGGGAGACUCUAAAGGCAGCGGUAGAGCGGAUCCUGGCACCAGCAGCAAGGAAGGGACGACGUCUGGCGUGAACGGGACGAAGAUCAAGCAGGAGGGUGGAGAUGGAGGAAGCAAGAGUGUGGAGUCUAGCAAUAAGAGUCAGAAAAGAGAAGAAAAAGAUAAAAAGAUAUCUCAGGUCAAUCCAACCAAUGCAAGCAGUCGCAAUUUAUGGGUAUCCGGUUUAUCAUCCAGUACUCGUGCGACCGAUCUGAAGCAAAUCUUCUCAAAGUAUGGCAAGGUCAUAGGUGCAAAAGUGGUGACGAAUGCAAGAACUCCCGGAGCGAGAUGUUACGGUUACGUAACUAUGUCUUCAAGCGAAGAUGCUGCUAAAUGUAUACAGCAUCUACAUAGAACUGAGCUGCAUGGACGUGUCAUAUCUGUCGAAAAGGCGAAAGGUGAUACGCAGCAAAGUCAUGUACGUAAACGUGAUACAGUUAAUGGUAAAUCAGAGAAGAAAGAGGAGAAAGAAAAGCCGAAAGAUCACGAUAUAAAUGAAAGAAAAGAAAAGGAAAUAAAGAAAGAAUUUGAGGAAAAAGGAUCAGAUGCUGCAAAAAAAUCUGAUGAUAAAAGUGAAAACACUGAAGUAAAAGUAAAAAUUGAGAUGCAAGACAAAAAAGAAGAUGCACCUAAAGAGUCAGACUCUCGAUCGAUAAAAUCUACUAGCAAGAAACCGGAGAGCGAAAGAGGACGACGAGAAGAAAAACGAAUGCGUACUUGGGACAGAGACCAUCGAUCUCAUAGUCGAUCCCGGAGUCGUGAACGACGAAAGCGCGAUGAUGUUCUCACAUUUGCUAAAAUCAGAGAGGAACGUGAGCGGCAGAGAUUGCGCGAAAGGGAACGGAUGCUGAGGGAGGAAGAGCGAAGAAGAAGAGAAGACAUGGAACGUCAACGAGAGAUAGAGCGCAGACACCGAGAAGAGGCUGCACGCUUGGAGAGAGAACGUGAGAAGCUGAGACGAGAAAGAGAACGAAUCGAACAGGAAAAGGCUGAGUUACUACGACUCGAGCGUGAACGACAGAAGCUCGAAAGGGAAAAGCUCGAGCGCGAGAGACUAGAGUUGAAGAGACAGCAGAUGCGUUUAGAGGAAAGCCGACGUGCACCACCGCCACCAUCCAUCAAGAGAUCGUCCACCGAUAGAAGAGAUCCGCGAGAUUUGUAUGUGGAAUCUGACAGGAAACGGAUAGCUACAGAGCAUAGUCGCAGACAUAGCCCGGAUAGAAUAGUCGAUAGACGCAAUGAGAUGCUAGAUCGGGUGUCAGAUAGACGAUUGGAUCCUUCGCCACCAUCUCGAUACGAGUCCAGCAGAUCAACUCAAGAAUUGGGAUUGAAAAAGGAAUUCAAAAGAAGUAGCGAUUUCUCUUCAAGGAACAGUCGACCAGAUAGCUUUUCCGAUGUUUCUCGGGGAAGAGAAGUUAUCGUACGACGAGAAAGUUUGUCCACCACAUCCUCGUCCAUAGAUCCUCGACAAGUGAAGGAAAGAUAUGAUCGUCCAAAUACCACAUCUUAUACACGCGAACGCGAAGUACGACGUUCCGAUCCCGAGACGCAUCGAAGCUCUAGAGAUACUCAUACGCGAUUCAGCGAUAGUUUUAAACCUCCGACAUCUAGUACGCCCCGUGAAAGUCGUUAUGUGGAGAGCAAUCGUACACCCAGCAGUUGGCAUUCGGGACCUACAUCCUCGAAAUCUUUUAAUUCUGUAACGGGGAGCAGCGGAUCCCGCGAUCCCCGCAACGAACCUUCUAGCUGGAGUUCUAGAUCGUCCGAUAGUGUUAACAGAUGGAGUAACUCGAGCAGCAUGGGAAACACUCUACGGUAUCCGAUUCCGCCAACUUAUCAAAGCGGACCGAUGCAAUCUACGGGACUGUCCGCGCCCGGGACGGCACCGUCGUACGAGCGGUUCGAGGCGUACAAAUCGUCCAUGCCUAUGAGAAAAUAUUGAUUAUCGGACUGCGCGAACUUUCGCGAUCCGUUCAAGUAAACCGGAACACUCACGGGGAGUUCUUAUAACUCCUUAAGGCGAGUACAGGAUACUAAUAGUUUAAAUAUAAUACGGAUAAAAUCGCGACGAAUUGCAAAUUAUAUAUAUAUAUAUAUAUAUAUAUAUAUAUAUGAUUACGCGAAAUUAAUUGCAGCGUCCGGUCUUGAAAGUAUAACAAUUCCAAAAACAUUUUCUGUUUCCACGCCACAGCUUGAUUGAUCAAAGGAAUCACCUACACAUUCUAUCGACAUCACUCGAUUCACUGCAGUCGAAUAAAGGGUCAAUUUUAUAUAAAAUUCAUAUUGUGCAUAAUAAUGUCCAAGAAGAGGCACUUUCAUAAUUUGCAAUUAUGGAUGUUCUCUUGUCUUUUUUUUUUUUUUUUGUAUAUGUGUCCAUUCAGCAUGAUGUAUACAUAUGGUGGAUACAUUUCUAAACUAUUCGUAUCUAACUGAUUUUUGUACAUGUGUUAAUAGAUCACUGAAGUGUCCCUGUGAGAUAAGAUGCGAUUUAUUUUCUUAUCGGUUUGUAAAUUGCGCGCCAUCCGUUUGUUCUGCAAACGUUGAUUGGUCGGUUAUUGUCAUCCGAGAAAUGUUUGACUUUAAAGCGAGAGGGACGUAGAGGCUAUAAGUGCACCUGUUUAUCUUAAACGAGUUUGUUUUAAUAGAAUAUAAUAAAACGAACGAAAAGUGUAUGACAAAGGAUAUUGUAUUGCAUAAUUCUCUUAUAUUCGUCGGGGAGAAGCAUUUUUUUCUCUUACUUGAUCAGAGUAUGAUUGGGAUCCACAUAUUGGAUCCUGGCAUCGCGGAAGACAAAUUGUACGUGUUAAAUAACGCGGUAGCUAUGCCUACUUUAUACAGCGAAAACGCGAAUGAACUUGAUGUAACGACAAUUGUCACAGUAACAUGAAUAAAUUUAGGAAACAUUAA
Messenger RNA from Monomorium pharaonis (pharaoh ant), 3889 nucleotides. RefSeq names its product SAFB-like transcription modulator. The coding region runs from base 279 to 2924 and encodes 881 amino acids. Gene Ontology annotation, biological process: regulation of transcription by RNA polymerase II; regulation of mRNA processing. The transcript has 15 exons. Gene Ontology annotation, molecular function: RNA binding; sequence-specific DNA binding. Lineage: Eukaryota; Metazoa; Arthropoda; Insecta; Hymenoptera; Formicidae. Gene Ontology annotation, cellular component: nucleus. The record is from RefSeq and is a predicted model, not a curated record.